UUUCUGCCAGCAAGCUCAUCAUUACCCGGCCAAUGUGAAAGUGUGUUGUGUUUCAGAUGUAACAGCAGUUGGUAGAAGAAGAAUCUGUUCCCAUGACUGCUUUUUUUUUGAGAAUGAUUUUGGCUGCUAACCAGCAACUGCCAAGCACAGGCUAUGCACGAUUCAUCCGGAGACACAUUGAGUUCAGCGUCUGGUGUAAGUGAAGCAGCCAAAGGUGUAGCAGCCCUUCCUGCUGCAGGCAUCCAGAACUCUUCCCUUUAGAAAACUGCUGCACCAUCUCCAUUGCUGCACUUCCAACAUCACUGCAACUACUCCGCUGUUCUUAAGGAGUCAUUCGAUUUUGCUUUUCUCUAAUGGGGGCUCAUUGAAGCUUGUAAUUGGAUCGUACUGAAGAUGUUUUCUAGGUAAAGUAUAGCACCACUACUACCCGACAGCUUCAAUAAUAUCCUCAAGCUGGAUUUAAUCAUCUACGGGUUCAUUCUGAAACAUCAUUUAACUUGGGGUGCUGCUGACUAUAGAAAAGAUUGAUAAACAUGUUUAUUCAUCUUCCUGGAUCACUGCAUGUUUAUCAGUCUUGCUGGAUCACUGCUCUUUGGUCAACACAGACACUGCAUGUGGUACCUUGUGAAAUGAACCCUCAGGAGACCAUUGGAUGGGCUGGAAAAGUUAUUUUCCUUUCUCACCCUCUGCAAAUCUUUUAGGCUUUAGACCACCUUAUCAAUUAAUGGGACAGGGCACCUACCACUCAGAACAAAUCAGAAAGGAGAAGAGGAAUGAUCAUGGUAUUACUCUCCAGGAAAGUUUACAACCUGACACCAAAGCUGAAAAAGCCAAUAGUACAAGGGAAAAGGAAAAGAAAAGGCCGCAGAAACCUGAGAGCAGUAAAGUAGGUGAGCGUGCAUCAAAGCUGCAGGGACCGAGAGCACCCACCAAGAACACCGAAAAAGCAAAUGCACCCGCAUCUACAAAGACCAAGCAAAAGAAAAUCUCUUCCACAUUAUCUGAUAAGAGGCCUGCUACAAAAAAGACAAUGCGUUCUGUUAAUGGAGGACCUUGGCACCCACCUUGUCCCAGCAAAGACUCAGAACGAGAAGUGGAAAUUCGGCUUCUGCAGGUGGAAUGUGAUGAGCUGAGAAAUAGGCUGGGAUGUUUAAAGGAAGGGUUAAUGGGCCAGAAACCAAGUGAUGUGGAGCAGUUACUCAGACAAUCCCAAAAGGAGUUGCUCUGGCUUCAGAGGCAGCUGUCAUUUAUCUCUAAUGGAGGUCCGGCGUGUAUCCUCUCCCCAAACAAGUUCAGAAAUGAGUUCCAGUGCCUGCCGCCAACGGUUCAACACAGAUCCUACAGCCACAUCCAAUUUUUAGAAGAAAAGUCACGCCCCUUUAAAUCUGAUGUUACUGCAGUGUCACCUGAAAAGUUGCACUGGAAUUUUCUGGAAGAUGAAUUAAAGGAUGUGGUGCAAGACAAGAGUCGCUUAAGCCUUCAAUAUGCCAGUCUAUCCCACAGGGCCCUGCUGUAUGACCAGGUGAAGUCAGACUAUGAGCAGCUCAGAGAAGCCCUUGUCAUAGUCACCAAAGAAAGAGAUUUGGCUGUGAAGGAGAAAUACCAGCUCCAAGCCAAACUGGAGAACUUAGAGCAGGUCCUAACGCAUAUGCGAGAGGCUGCUGAAAGGCGGCAACAGCUGGAAUUAGAGCAUGAGCAAGCCUUGGGUGUCCUCAAUGCAAAGCAACAGGAGAUUGAUCUCCUACAAAAGGCCCAGGUCGAAGCCAAAAUAGAACACGAGGAUGCAGUGCAGCUGCUAGAGAACACUUUGGACAGCAUGCAGGACAAGGUUCGGGACCUGGAAGCGAAAUGUCGGACGCAGAGUGAACAGUUCAAUCUCCUUUCCCAUGAGCUGGAGAAGUUUCGACAGCAAGCUGGCAAGAUUGACUUGUUGAGUGGCAACACAGGCAUAUUAGAUAUACCAGGCUCUCCCAAUAAAUUUCUUGCUCAGUUCAUGAAUGGAAUAGCAACUUCUUUUGUUAAAGGUAAUGAAAGCCCCACCGGCAGCAGGUCUGUGAUUUCGGAGUAUAUACGGCCACUGCAAAUAACAGGAGACAAGCCAGAACAGCUCUGCGUCAAACCAACUUUCCUUUCGAGAUCCAGGUCUGGCAGCCCAAGGCGCAGGUUUGAUUGCAAUAUGGAUAAGGAACAGAAUACGAAUACCUCAAAGCAAAGAUACUCUGGGAAAGUCCACCUCUGUAUCGCACGUUACAGUUAUAAUCCUUUUGAUGGACCGAAUGAAAACCCAGAAGCAGAACUACCCUUGGUGGCAGGGAAAUACCUCUAUGUGUAUGGAGACAUGGAUGAGGAUGGAUUUUAUGAAGGUGAGCUACUUGAUGGACAGAGAGGGUUGGUCCCUUCAAAUUUCGUGGACUUUGUACAAAAUGAUGAAUUCCAUAUGUCCAGCACAUUGGCCAGUGAACAGGAGGAAAAUAUGCUUAACCAUUCUGCUCCUCUACUUCAAUCAGAGCUGAAGUUGGAGAUAACCCCAUCCAUUCACAUGGAGUCUAGUGUGCUGAAUAAUGGCACAGGGACAACGAUGGAUGUUAACAUUGAUGAGAUUGGAGAAGACAUUGUGCCUUAUCCUCGGAAAAUAACCCUUAUUAAACAACUCGCCAAAAGUGUUAUUGUGGGCUGGGAGCCACCAUUAGUGCCACCAGGCUGGGGUACAAUACAUAGCUAUAAUGUGCUAGUUGGAAAUGAGAUCCGUGCAACACUAAAUUUUGGAAGUAGAACCAAAUUGCUCUUAGAGAAACUGGAUCUCGCCACAGUUACAUAUCGUUUAUCAAUCCAGACGAUCACAGACCGAGGGAACUCUGAUGAGCUGCAGUGUACUUUGUUAGUGGGGAAGGAUGUCAUCGUUGCCCCCUCUCAUCUUAAGGUUGACAACAUAACUCCAAUGUCUGCUGAACUUAUAUGGCUACCCAGCAACAGCAAUUACAGCCAUGUCAUUUUCCUUAAUGAUGAAGAAUAUGACAUUGUCAAGGCUGCUAGUUAUAGGUAUCACUUUUUCAACCUGAAACCCAAUAUGACCUAUAAGGUAAAACUACUAGCAAAACCCCACCAGAUGCCAUGGCAGCUUCCUUUGGAACAGAGGGAGAGGAAGGAGGUGUACACACAGUUUACUACCUUACCAUCAGGCCCUCCUGUCCCACCUGAAAAUGUUGCAGUGCAUCAGGGCCCCACACCAGUCACUGUACUAGUUACAUGGAAGCCACCUGUACUCUCUCCAACUGGAACCUCCAAUGGCGCACAUGUGACUGGAUUCUGUGUGUAUGCAAGAGAACAAAAGGUAGCUGAAGUGGUUUUUCCUGCAGCAGAGAACAUAGUAGUAGACCUACUCAAAUUACUCAACCUGGAUGCCAAGGAAAUUACAGUUAGAACCCUCUCAGCACAAGGAGAAUCUGAAGACUCCUUAAGUGCUUUCAUUCCAUCUGACUUACUGGUGCCUCCAACACAACACCCAAGGACUAUGCCCAAAUGUAAGCCAUUUGCAACUGCUGGAGUCCCAGAUACCAAAGAUGAUCAUGUGUGCCCACACAGGAAAGUGGACGAAUCUUGGGAACAUACUCGAACAGCAUCUCCUGUCCAUGGACAUACCUUAGAGCCUCCAAUGUCAAAUUUCCAUAGUCCAAUUCAUGGCAGGAGAUCCCAAUCUCCACAGAGGAUACUUCCACAACCACAAGGUGCACCCAUUUCUAACACAAUGGCCAAAGCGAUGGCGAGAGAAGCAGCACAAAGGGUUGCAGAAAGCACCAGGAAUGAAAAGAGAAGCCUGUUCAGUGAGCGGAGUAAUGCAGUGCAUUACGCUAAUUCUGAUGAGGAGGAGGAGGAUGGUUAUGACUCUCCACACAUCAAAAGAAAGGGGGCCUCUGUGGAUGAAUUUUUAAAGGGCUCUGAACUUGGGAAGCAGCCGCAUUAUUGCCCUGGGGAAGAUUAUCAAACAGAGAGCAGCAGAGGGUCCGAUUUAUCUGACAUUUUAGAGGAAGAUGAAGAAGAGCUGUACUCUGAAAUGCAACUGGAAGACGGGGGCAGAAGGCGAGUCAGCAUCACAUCACACAACACCCUCAAGUACUCUAAGACUAUCAUUAAAGACCCUGCUUUAAAGGAGCAGCUGGACUAUUCUCCACAACAUCAACACAGUAACAAACUGUUCAGUAUUCCUGAAGUAGCAGAAGAAGAAGGAGGAGGGGAGCAUCCUGAUUUCUUGCACAGACGUUGUUCCAUAGGUAUAAAUAAGACAAGAGGAACCUUAGCUAGUGUUAAUAGAAUACCAAGGGCUGGUAGCCGUGAUGGUCGCCAUCAGAGCCCAUGGCAUUUCUCAAAGACUAGGUUUAAUGGAACCCCACCAUAUUCAGAGGACGUCACACCAGAAGGGAGCAAACUUGGUUCUCUUUCAAGGAGCCCAGACAGUGGCUUGGAUUGUGGCAGUGAGGAAGAAGAGGCCCGUUGUAAUUACAGGAAAGCCUACAACACAGUUGCUAGAAAUACAACCCAGGAGACUCCUCAGAAUCCUUCAUGUCCUAGAGAGAAACAAAUGCUAACACGCAGAAAAACCUUAACCAGACAAAGCAUCGUGGAGGAGGAUUUUGGUGAUAUGAGUGCAGGCUUUGUAGAUAACAAGAGCAAUAUCAAGCAUCAGCCUGAGAUACAUGAACAGCAGCCAUGUAUCGGGGAUUUUAAUAGCAGAGACAUUUCUUCUCGGAAAACAGACUUUUAUCAGAAAGACCAUAGGGACGCAGUACAGAGGCCACCCCACAGAGACACAGAAAACUCUCUGCUUUUAGGUAAUCACCCAACAUUAAGUCGGACAGAUCACCAGUCACGAAGGUUCUCUCAUGGUGGUGCAGCUCCUCAAAGACCUCGACCAAUGAUGGUUCCUUCUAUUGAAAUUACAAUGGACAGUAACAGUGAAGGAGGUCGUUCUCGGUCAGGUAGUGAGGGAAAUAUUUCACCUGUUAAAGAAGAAGCUUAUUAUCGCAGCCUUGGAGGACACAGGAAGUGGUCUCUGCAACCUACCAGGGUCUCUGACGAUAGAUACGAUAGUUAUGGCAGCCGGGAACAGCUUUCAGUGUAUGAGGAGUCUGAGACUGAUGGUGGAAUGGAGGAUUUCCCUGCACGAUUAUUUGUGGCACUCUUUGACUAUGACCCGCGGACCAUGUCCCCUAAUCCAGAUGCUGCUGAAGAGGAACUCCCUUUUAAGGAAGGACAGAUCAUAAAGGUUUAUGGAGACAAAGAUGCUGAUGGUUUUUACUGUGGCGAGACCUGUGAAAGGGCUGGCUUUAUACCCUGUAAUAUGAUCUCUGAAAUACAAGUUGAUGAUGAAGACAUGAUGGAGCAACUUUUCAAACAAGGAUUUCUGCCUUUAAAUACUCCAGUAGAAAAAAUCGUCAACUGUGAACGUUUCAAAGAGAGCUCUCGCUCUGUACACCGCAGAUCCAGAAAGUCUAAGAGAGAGAGAAACAGGAGGAGCGGAAGGCAACACUCAGUGACUACUAGAAGAAUGGUUGCUUUAUAUGACUAUGAUCCAAGAGAAAGCUCACCUAAUGUUGAUGUGGAGACAGAGCUAACAUUUUGUACAGGAGAUAUUAUCAAUGUUUUUGGUGAAAUAGAUGAAGAUGGCUUUUACUAUGGUGAACUUAAUGGACAUAAAGGCCUUGUCCCAUCUAACUUUUUAGAAGAAGUGCCUGAUGAUGUUGAAGUUUACCUUUCUGAUACUCCAUCUAGAUACCCUCAAGAUACUCCUAUGCGAAGCAAGGUUAAAAGGGCCCCUUCUGAAAACACAGGAACACCUCGGAGAGCUCCAUCGCCAACAGUUCAUCUCCAUUCUAUGUCGUCUCCAUCCUCUAUGGGGUCAGGCAGCCCUAUGCGAGGCAGGGACCGGUCUUCAAAAAAGAAAAAGGGUCUACUAUCAAAAGGAAGGACAUUUCUUAAAAAACUUGGAGCAGUAAAGUGAGACGUUAUAAGAACUUUAUUUUGGUUUUCAUUUUGCAAGCCACGGCACAGCCUUGUUUAAAUGAGCAUUUGCUCUACUAUAAAUGUACAGCGAUACAGCCUUUUACACCACCAUAUGGCUGCUAACCUUAAUACAUGGCUCUCCAUGUAACACAUACCUUUAAUACCAAUUAUUGGUUGGUCUUGAAAAUCCUAGUUAAUAUAGCCUUGGUGUUUUGCCUUACUGACGCACAAUGAUUUAUUUUGUUAAAUAAAUGUACAAAGCGUUUCAUUUGUAUGUUGAGUGCAUCCAGUCAUUCUCAUUGUUAAAUAGCAAUUUAACAUUUCACUAGUUGAUUUUUUAAAACUCGAUUUAAAAAAAUCCAGAUACCCUGCUGUCCAGUAACGCAAAUGUUUAAAAAUCUCUUCUCAUGGUAACACGUGCAACCAGAAGUAUUAAAUCAGUGUUCAGCAGUCAUAGAUGAAGCCUUAUAUGUAGGUUAACAAAAGAGAAAACACAUGAAAUUAAAAGGCCACACUGUUUUUAGAUUGACAUCCUCUAAAAACUUCAGCAAACAUCAAUUUUAUCAUAUUAGUUCAUUUGUAAGUUGUUUUUACUCUUUAUACAUACUUUCCAGACUGCCUUUUUUGUAAGGUGAUGGUUUACAAUUAAAUAUCACCCCCCAUUGUGUCUUCAAAAUGUACAUAAGCUGUAAAAUAUGUCAGGAGUUAUGAAAUACAAAUGUAACUGGCCUAAAUGUGAUUAAAGUGUUGUGUGUGUGCGUGUGUGCAUGUGGAAAUUUGAUGUGGAAAUUAUUUUAUAUAUAAAUAAAAUUUGAUAUUUUC
Xenopus laevis (African clawed frog) is the source of this 6819-nucleotide messenger RNA. It is a transcript of the gene rimbp2.S, whose product is annotated as RIMS binding protein 2 S homeolog. The record is from RefSeq and is a predicted model, not a curated record. The coding region runs from base 653 to 5995 and encodes 1780 amino acids. Lineage: Eukaryota; Metazoa; Chordata; Amphibia; Anura; Pipidae. The transcript is spliced from 30 exons.